AUGGCGUUGGGCAUCAAACAGUUUAUCAAUGUCGCAGGCAUUGUGAGGGAUCUCAAAAGCUUCAAUUUCAGCGUGUACGGACAGUGGUUCGGAUACAUAAACAUCGUGCUGUGCAUGGCGCUUGGAAUCGCGAAUUUGUUCCAUGUGAGCGCGGUGAUAGUGUUUGGUAUCAUCAGCAUUGUCCAGAGUUUGGUCAUUUUGUUCAUAGAGGUGCCAUUUCUACUGCGGAUCUGUCCGCUGAGCGACAAUUUCAUUGCGUUCAUCAAGCGAUUCGAGACGAACGCGAAACGGACCUUGUUCUACGUGGUGAUGGCCGUGAUCCAGUGGUGUUCGCUCGCGGUGAUGGUCACGAGCCUGAUCGUCGUGGCCAUCGGACUCACGAUAUCCGCUGCGAGCUACGCGGUAGCGCAUUUCCGGCACCAGCAGUUCCAAAACACAAGCAUCAUCAAAAACCCAGCGGACGACGAUUUCCCGCACGAAGCCGUUGUGCGCGAGAUGCUGUGA
Lachancea mirantina is the source of this 504-nucleotide messenger RNA. NCBI's taxonomy places the organism in Eukaryota, Fungi, Ascomycota, Saccharomycetes, Saccharomycetales, Saccharomycetaceae. The record is from the annotation of a GenBank genome assembly.